Messenger RNA from Mizuhopecten yessoensis (Yesso scallop), 2448 nucleotides. RefSeq names its product tripartite motif-containing protein 2-like. Gene Ontology annotation, biological process: positive regulation of DNA-templated transcription. Gene Ontology annotation, cellular component: chromatin; nucleoplasm. The record is from RefSeq and is a predicted model, not a curated record. Gene Ontology annotation, molecular function: ubiquitin-protein transferase activity; zinc ion binding. Bases 414 to 2012 code for a protein of 532 amino acids. NCBI's taxonomy places the organism in Eukaryota, Metazoa, Mollusca, Bivalvia, Pectinida, Pectinidae. The transcript has a single exon.
AACUGUCCGAUAUAAACAGGUAGAUCUAUGCAUUGCCGCAGGUGGGCGUAUCCAGGGCAGAAUUGUUUUCUAUAUUACGUACCAUUCAGCCAGAAUUUUGAAUUUCUGAUCAAAACCUUUACAAUGUAAUCAAGUAAGUGACAUAUUUAUCAACAGAGCAAGAGGGAAGUACAUCAUGUGAUUCAUCUAGGGCUGGACAUUCUGAGUGUGGAACGGAAAGCCUGGAUACAUCAUCGCAGUAAUCUUGUGACAUCAUGAAUCAUGAGGUAGUAAUUAUAUAAUGUUUUUACAUUACUAAAUGUUUAACAAACAUACACUACUGGAUGAGGCAGUAGAGCCAAGUUUUCGUUUCUUUUCAUCAAGUCUUAUUUGUGAGUGUUAACUGAUAACUAAUCAUUUAGCAUUUCAUCAAAAUGGCAACCCCUGAAAGUCAAAUUUCUCUCCGUAUUAAAGGUCAAACGACAUGUGUUCACCACAAGGGGAGAGAACUGGAUUUGUAUUGUGAAAAAUGUGAGGAACCCAUCUGUCCAAAAUGUCUUUCGUCUGUACACAAAGGCCAUCUCGUUUGUGAGCUAAGUGAAAUCACUCCCCAGAAAGAACCAGACAUUAAAAACUUUAUAGACAGAACAGAAAAGAAAGACCUUGUGCAAAUUGGGAAAUUCAUUUCCUCUACUGAUACACUCCUUAACGACAACACCAGUACUUUUGAGAAGCUGUCACAAAGGUUAAAAAUACAAACAGAUAAAUUAAAACAAGAGCUGGACAUGCUUACAGAACAGACACUCUCUCUUUACCACAAAAUGGAAGAGGAUAAUACCAAGCUGAUAAAUAAAUACAAACAGGACCUGGAGAUGUACGAGAAGCAACUCAAACAACAACUUCAGGAAUGUAAAGCAGCUCUCCAGCGUGAUUCACACAUACAGAUUUAUGAUACAUUUUGUGAGAUCCAUUCUCCUACACACAGUCUCCCUGUAAAACCUGUCCUGGGUACUGCCAACUUCAUUCCAAAUGGAAAUCCUCAAGAUCACUUAAAAGAAGCCUUGGGAAAAGUGAUCACCUCAGGUCAAGGUCAAACUUCAACUGACCAGGAUCGGUCAGUCUCAACAUCUGAUGAUCUGGGACAACCCUCUACACAACAACAACGGUCAGGAACAAAAGUGCAGAAAGCAGUGACAACAUACAAACUACUGCCACAGACCAAUGUAGUGGAGGAGUGGUGGUCUUCAUGUGACAUUGGUUCUAUAUGUCCCACCACUGAUGGUGAGGUGUGGACCAAGUACAUGGACACAUUGACUCUCCUGGACAGGAAGGGUAAAGUAAAACAGCAGGUCUAUAACAGUGUCAGGAUAAGUGACAUCAGUCUGUCACCAACCACACACACACUGUGGGUCUGUGAUUAUAAUAACAACAUCAUGGAGCUGGUAUCAGGACGACUGACACACAGAUUCAGUACCAAGGAGUUUCCCUUGUGUAUAUGUAUUACAGCCAGUAACCAUGUCAUUGUAGGGAUGUACAGACACAUCUCCAAAUUUACCACAGAUGGCAACAUGGUGUGUACUACUAUGGCUAAAGGGACUGGUAAACCAUUAGUGUGUUCACCACGCAGGAUCUCAGAGAGUCCUGUCACUCACAAUGUGGCAGUCGCUGAUUUCAGUCGUGAAAGUGAUGGUGGUGAUGGAAAACGACAUGUUGUUGUGAUGGACACUGAUUUCAAGGAGUUGUUUGUAUAUAGAGGUGACAUCCCCAGUACAUAUACACCAACACCACAAACAGGAGGUAAACCAUUUAACCCUUGGGGUGUGGUGUAUGACAGUGUGGGGAACCUGAUCAUAGGGGACCGUGACAACAAAAGGGUCCUACUCAUCAGUGGAGGUGGUGAGUUCCUCAGGGUCAUACACACAGACAAAGGCUAUACAUGGGCUGUAGGUGUAGACAGGGAGGAUGUCCUGUGGUCAGUGUUUGAUAUAUGGGGUAUCAGCAUAGUCAAAUUACUACAGUACAAUAGUAUGUGACACCUGUAACCAAACAACUAGUGUAUCUAGUUACCAUGACAAUGACAUGGAAAUCAGAGACAAAAGAAAACUUAUCAUUAUUACAAAUCAACUACAGAUUGGGUGACAAUCACAGGACUAUCAGUAAAACGUCUAAACUACAGAUUGUGUGACAUUCAUGGGAUUAUCAGUAAAACGUCUAGACUACAGAUUGUGUGACAUUCACAGAAUUACAAGUAAAACGUCUAGACUACAAAUUGUGUGACAUUAACAGAAUUAUAAGUAAAAUGUCUAGACUACAGAUUGUGUGACAUUCACAGGAUUAUAAGUAAAAUGUCUAGCCUACAGAUUGUGUGGCAUUCACAGGAUUACAAGUAAAAUAUCUAGACUACAGAUUGUGUGAUAUUCACAGGAUUACAAGUAAAAUAUAUAGACCACAGAUUGUGUGACAUUCACA